AUGACAGCUGCUCAUGUGCUGAAUCGUAUAUCGGAUACUGCACGUCGCAACAAGACCCCAGUCGAAUUUUUCAGUGGCACGCAGCCCUCACUCGAACAUGUUCUAGUAUUUAAAUCUACCGGGUACGUGCAUCUCGACAAGAGUAAGAAGAUGAAGUGGGACGCGAGGUCGCCCCGCUGCAUCUUCUUGGAAUAUGCUGACGGCUCGAAGGCAUACCGAUCAUGGGACUUCGACAACAAAAGACCGGUCAAAACGCGCACGCUAAAUGAGUGGACACCUGCUCGUUAUCAUGAUGUUGUUCUCGUUUAUAGUGGAGAUAAGCAAACGUGGUUCGCGCUCGAAGACGACGACGACGGGUUUAGUGCGCCGACAUGUGCAAGUACUCCCACUGCCACAUACAUGGAGAUCAAAAAAAUGGGAGAUGAUCUUAUAUGUAUGGAGGUAGAUAGCUCUGUUGUUCCAGCUGCCAAGGUUCCGCUUGAGGGGGGUUACUCGAGUGGUUCUCGCGCUGUCGCUGGCACUACACAUUUAGGCGAAACUUCGUUGGAAAUUUAUCCUGAACGAGAACUUCGAUGUAGUCGCCCCAACAAUACUAGAGCUAUCUCGUCCAGACAAGUACCGCUGUUACCUGCCCCUACUCGCGAUAUUGAAGCCCCAGUACAAUCCAGGCGAUCUCGACUAUUAAUUAACGGAGAUGAAGCUGAUGACACGCCUCUGCUAGCAAAUGAACCACAUGUGAGCUCUCAAGACUACGACCCUCUUUAUCAAGAGAAUGCUCGAGCGAUUCAAAAAACUGAAGCAAAUGCUGUGCGUAAUCCGAUGGUGCCUGGUCAGGACCUUACGCCAGACAGAUCGCAUGAGGCAUACAAAAAUGAUCGGGGCUACCGAGAACUAAUUGGGUCUCUUUUGUACGUCACCAAUGCUACCAGGCCCGACAGUAGCGCUAUUUUGUCGACACUCUCGCAGUACCUGGAUUUAUCAUGUGAUGUGCACUGGCGGGCGGCAGUGCGCAUCCUGAACUAUCUCAAAGGCACAUCUACACAUGCGGUGCGGUUCUGCGCUGGGACAAGUAAUCAACUCAGUAUUGAGGCUAUGCAGACGCAAAUUGGGGAGCGACAAGUACACGAGGCGCUCAACGUCUGGAGUAAUAUUGCUACUAUCAGGUGGGCCGGUAUCAAGAGCAAGUGGCAAACCACGGUGGUUUUGCCUUCUGCUGAAGCAGAGUAUAUGGCACUUGCUUUGGACACGCUAGAGGACAUUUGGCUACGCUACCUUUUGGUUGAGAUGGGGUUCGAGGCUGAAGGCUCCAUCACGAUUCGACUAGACAACAAAUCUGCGAUCAGUAUGGCUACCAACUUAGGUCACACGCCUCGCACGAAGCACAUUGACCUACGAGCUCAAUUUGUGCGAGACGACGUUGAACUAGGAGGCAUCCAGUUAGCGCCCGUACCCACGGAGGAUCAACUGGCCGACUUCUUAACUAAGGCGAUUCCCACGCCUGUUGCUGUUAGGUCGGAAUAG
Messenger RNA from Plasmopara halstedii, 1521 nucleotides. RefSeq names its product cysteine-rich rlk (receptor-like protein kinase) 8. The record is from RefSeq and is a predicted model, not a curated record. NCBI's taxonomy places the organism in Eukaryota, Oomycota, Peronosporomycetes, Peronosporales, Peronosporaceae. The transcript has 3 exons. Bases 1 to 1521 code for a protein of 506 amino acids.